Messenger RNA from Symbiodinium sp. CCMP2592, 432 nucleotides. Lineage: Eukaryota; Dinophyceae; Suessiales; Symbiodiniaceae. The record is from the annotation of a GenBank genome assembly.
AUGAGUCUUCCCAUGGAUUCAUCCAAGGAGGAUAUCAGGAAGCAGUAUCGACGCCUGUGUCUGCUCUGGCAUCCCGACAAGAGCGGUGAAGAGUCUGAGAGCGACAGGGCUCGCUUUGAGGAGCUUCAGAUGGCCCAUCGGUUUCUGCUGGACGACAACCAGCGAGAGGAGUACGACUUCGGACUGUGGAAGGACCGACCAGUAAGGCAUCACACGAAGAAGCGGGACAAAGUGAGGGAUUCCUGGGACGACCGCAAGCCCAGCGAAGAAGAGGAAGAUGCCCCGCGACACCACUACAACUGGGGUGACAGGCAUCUGAUUGAAGAUGACAAGGUCCAGACCUCGAGUGCUAUGCAACAUCUGGAUGCAGACAUGCUUGGGGCUGGGCAGCCCGAAACAAAACAAGCAAAAACGGGCUUGUGCUUGUAUUGA